Anoplophora glabripennis (Asian longhorned beetle) is the source of this 1022-nucleotide messenger RNA. Its product is annotated as out at first protein-like. The record is from RefSeq and is a predicted model, not a curated record. Lineage: Eukaryota; Metazoa; Arthropoda; Insecta; Coleoptera; Cerambycidae. The transcript is spliced from 3 exons. The coding region runs from base 1 to 657 and encodes 218 amino acids.
AUGUCCAACAUCAAGCAGUAUUUGCAGAGGUGUAAGGAGGUCCAGGUCCUUAAAUCGCUUAUCCUCGGUGAGGAAGAGCGUGGCCAGAGCCAGUACCAAGUGAUGUGCUUCAUAUUCCACUUCCCCAAGGACUCCUUCAUAUCGUCGGACGCGAUGGCCAAGCUGCGGCAGAAGAACCCCAGCACGAUCCGCACGCCCGAGGAAGACCUCGGCAGGACGAACCACACCAUGGACUACGUGGUGGUCCUCAAGCACGCGGGCAUCAUCUCGCCGCACAUCGCCGACCUUUGCGCCGAGGCGGGCUCGGCCAGCUACACUGUCCACGAGGACGUCGUCAAGUGGGCAGCCGCACAAGACAUCCCCAUCGAGUCGUACAAGCCGGCCCUGAAGAAGUUCCCGACCAGGAGCUUCUUGACCAACGACGUCUCGGAGUCCGUUCUGGCCAACUGCACGGACAUUAAGAACAUGUGGACGCCCUGUGAGUGCCACUUAGAACUCUGUAUAGGUUGGUACCCUUGCGGUCUGAAGUACUGCAAGGGCAAGGGCCAAACCAAAAACUCGGUGAUGAGUUACAGGUGCGGGAUAAAGACUUGCAGGAUGUGCCACUUGUUUGCGUACUACGUAUCGCAGAAACAGCAGUGUCUUUGGGACGAAUGACCUUAGUAAACACUUUUGUACAGAUCGUAUAUUUGCCUUACAUUUGCUUCAAAAGAUGGACCAAUUUGCCUUAGUGCUGUUUAGAUGUUAUCUAAAGUUAUAUUCGUAUCGGAUGAUUUAUUUUGGUGUCGGGGCAGGUACUGUAAAUAUGUCACGUGACUGGUUCCGUGGCAAAUAAUUUUCCGCGAGAUGGGGUGACUUGGGGAAUUAUUCUGAUGUCGCUGCAGUGUUUUAUGCUGACACUUUAUUGCAUAAUAUCGGUGUGGGUGCAUUUUCCAACGCGAAAUUUAUUUCUUCAGGUAUUUUAUUCCUUUUAACUUUUAUGCGAUGUAAAUAGGGUUACAAUAAAAUGUACAAAAAUGUUA